GCGGCGGCUGCGGGCCGGGGCCGGGGCCGGGCCCGGGGCCGGGGCCGGGCCCGGGCUGGCGGCGCCCCGGCCGGGCGGUUGGAGCGUGUGCCCGCUGCACCCCCGGGAAGGCGAGGCGGACUCCUGCCGUGCGGAGUUUCCAUUAGCAGUGCUGUCUGGCUAUCAUUAAGAGUUACAGGAUUUAGAAGCCUUCCCGUAGAGUCUCUGGGGUAUAAAUGAGUAAGAGCUGCAAUCAAACCAUCCAGGGCAUCUUUCUCAGGGUGGAGUGUUAAUGUUUUGAUGUCAGAAUGAAGAGCAGGAUACCUCUCAUUCUCCUAGCUUGUGGCUCCUUUAACCCCAUCACAAAUAUGCACAUGCGUUUAUUUGAGCUGGCUAGAGAUCACCUGCACCAAACAGGAAGAUAUCGGGUGAUUGAAGGCAUAAUGUCUCCAGUCAAUGAUAACUAUGGAAAGAAAGGCUUGGUUUCAGCCAAGCACCGGAUAGCAAUGGUUAAACUUGCACUGGAGACAUCUGGCUGGAUUCGAGUUGAUUCAUGGGAGAGUGAGCAGGAGACAUGGACAGAGACAGUAAAAGUAUUAAGGCACCACUACAAUGAAUCACUCAGGUCGCUGCAGUCCAGGAAGGAAUUCCUGACAAACAAGGGGCCCACACAAGGACCUCCAGAGGACUCCCAGUCUUCCCAGUACACAGUUCUACCAGAAUUAAAGCUGCUCUGUGGAGCUGAUAUUCUACAGACAUUUAAGACACCCAAUCUCUGGAAGGAAGAGCACAUCAAAGAAAUAGUAGAAAAGUUUGGUUUGGUGUGUAUUAGCCGUGCUGGCUCUGAUCCUGCUCAGUAUAUCAAUGAAUCAGACCUUUUAACUAAGUUUCAGCACAAUAUCUUUUUAGUGAAAGAAUGGAUUCAGAAUGAAAUCAGUGCAACACAGAUACGCAAUGCCUUGUGCAGAGGAUUAAGUGUAAAAUAUCUCGUACCAGAUUCUGUCAUUUCCUACAUUACACAGCAUAAUAUCUACACAGAAGAGAGUGAGCGGAAGAAUGAAGGUGACUUGCUUCAACCUCUAAAGUUGCAUAACACAAAAGUAAACCCGCUGAACGACUGAUGACUGCAGUCUCUGAAACAGACAGAGGUGGCAUUUUUUCAUGUAAAAUUCUUGAGAAAGAUGUUUUUUGUUGGUGAGGGAAAAGUACAUCAGCCAAAAAUUUUUUGAAUUCAUGUGGUAUUUUAGAUUAAUCUUUUUGUAUGUGGUAGUGCUUAAUCACAUAGGAUACGUGGGUGAAUAUCUUAAAAUGUAUAAACAGCUUCCCUGUGAAAAUAGAAGAUUUUAAAAAUAGCUAUUAAAAUCUCCAGUAAUACUUCAGGAUCAAACAUAGUAUUUUCCUGAAUUUGUAAUUCUUUAAUCUUACAGACAGUUUUAGCAUAGAAGUGUCUUACUGUUCUGAAGCAGCAGAAUAAAAUGAAUUGUAACUUUUCCUUAAAAAUGUAUAUAUUAUUGCUACACUUUGACUUUUCAGGACCUUGAAUAAAUUUUGUUUCUGAAGGUUAAGUAAGAUGCAAGUUUAUGUUUUGGCAGUUUGGACAAGAGAUGGAAAUAAAGUCUUGUUUCAUGCAAGUGCUUAAAAAUACAUGCAACCUUCAUGUCAAUUUUAAUCCUCCCAAUUAAAAAGAACAGACAAACAAUCCUC
Messenger RNA from Dromaius novaehollandiae (emu), 1683 nucleotides. It is a transcript of the gene NMNAT3, whose product is annotated as nicotinamide nucleotide adenylyltransferase 3. Gene Ontology annotation, cellular component: mitochondrion. Lineage: Eukaryota; Metazoa; Chordata; Aves; Casuariiformes; Dromaiidae. The record is from RefSeq and is a predicted model, not a curated record. Gene Ontology annotation, molecular function: nicotinamide-nucleotide adenylyltransferase activity; nicotinate-nucleotide adenylyltransferase activity. Gene Ontology annotation, biological process: NAD+ biosynthetic process. Bases 288 to 1100 code for a protein of 270 amino acids. The transcript is spliced from 6 exons.